This is a messenger RNA of Bemisia tabaci, 1109 nucleotides long. RefSeq names its product small ribonucleoprotein particle protein SmD1 (gene SmD1). Lineage: Eukaryota; Metazoa; Arthropoda; Insecta; Hemiptera; Aleyrodidae. Gene Ontology annotation, molecular function: RNA binding. The record is from RefSeq and is a predicted model, not a curated record. Gene Ontology annotation, biological process: RNA processing; spliceosomal snRNP assembly.
AGAACGACAGCUUACGAUCGAACAGAAAAGCAGAAAAGUUGUAAACAAACGCAGCGUGGUUUCAUGUUAAUUAUAAUUAAAUUUUUUUGAGUUUAAUUCUAGUGCAGCUGUUAUCUUAGUUCCACAAAGAAACAAAAGCGUCAUGAAGUUAGUCAGGUUUUUAAUGAAAUUAAGUCAUGAAUCUGUCUGCAUGGAGUUGAAAAAUGGUACUCAAGUGCGAGGGACUAUAGCAGGUGUGGAUGUUGCCAUGAAUACUCACUUAAAAGGUGUGAAAAUGACUAUCAAAAACAGACCAGAAGUUAGAUUAGACACAAUUACGAUAAGAGGAAAUAACAUUAGGUAUUUCAUUCUGCCCGAUGCUCUACCUCUGGAGACACUUCUUAUUGAUGACACACCUCGUGGUAAAGGGAAGAAGAGAGAAGGUCGAGGUCCUGGAGCUGCUCGAGGACGAGGUAGAGGUCGUGGAACUCGAGGAGCAAGAGGUGGUCGUGGCAGAGGAAGAGGUCGACGAUAAUAUGAAACGAUCCUAAGUUUCAAUUAUGUACAGUCUCUUAAAGUUCAUCUGUGUCUUGCAUCUUUUUCUCUGUGUAAGCUGAGGCAUGUUCGGCGGAAAGUAAUUUUCAGUGCUUGGAUUGCAAGACGCUUCAUGGAUGCAUCCACUGCAAGUAAUCCGGCUUUAAUCUCUCAUCCUCACUACCAAGAAGUAAACUAAAAUCGUAUGAGGUUUUGAGAAUUUUUAAUUUUUGGUUUAGCUUCAUCACCCACUUCUGAGCUAUUCUCAUCUGAUUCCUCAAUUUAUUUUUUUGAAUUUUUUGUGAUCUUAUUAUACAUUACCCUCUCAGAGCCAAUUAGUGACUUCAAGUUUUCUAAAUAAAAACGCUCCGACACUUAAAAUCAGUCCACAUUUGUAUGUACUUAUCCUGUCUUCUUUUGUGUUCGACUCUACUUGUCCCUUUUAUAACCUAGGAGAAGACCUCACUUUUGUCAUACUCAUAACCAGUCCUACCCUAUCCACAAAGAAUGUUACAUUCUGACUUGCCAGAAAAUAGAUUAACCAUUUUUGUUUCUUACUAUAGUAAAAAAAUAAAAGUCAUGGAUCCAUUGCAAAA